Molecule: messenger RNA, 546 nt
Organism: Trypanosoma brucei brucei TREU927
Lineage: Eukaryota; Euglenozoa; Kinetoplastea; Trypanosomatida; Trypanosomatidae
Exons: 1
Coding region: 1-546 (181 amino acids)
Source: RefSeq, a predicted model, not a curated record
AUGAGGGAGGGGGAUCGAACCACGCGCAUUUGUGUGACGUUGACUCCGAAGGUUUUUUCCGUUUUUUUUUGCACAUUUGCCCGUGUGUGCCCGUCUUUUUUUUUUUUUUUCGUCUUCAAUUUUGUUUCUUGUUUUUGUGGAUGUGAAAUUUUGGGGGAGAGAAGGAAGAAGAGGAACCGGAAGAGGAAGAGAAAAGGGGGUGAGGAAACUAAGUGGUGUGUGUGUGUGUGUGUGAUUAUUGCGGUAUCAUUUAAUUCCUUCUUUUGUGUUCUUUCUUUCUUUCUUUCUUUCUUUUUUUGUUUUUUUUUUCAAUUUUCCCUCUCCCCUUUUUUUUUAUUUUGCUUUAUUUUUCAUUCGGUGCAUUACAGCAAUGAUAGCGGUAUGGGGGAGGGGCGAGUAAAGGCAUUACUUUUUAUUAUUAUUUUUUUCCCCUUCCCCUUCCCCUUCCCGUUAUUAUUAUUAUUAUUGUUAUUAUUAUUAUUACUUUCUUUUGGUGGGGUGGUGGUGUUGCUGUUUUUGCCGUACUGCGGGUGGAGCAAAGUCUGA